Penicillium diatomitis is the source of this 4275-nucleotide messenger RNA. RefSeq names its product Arf family guanine nucleotide exchange factor SYT1. The record is from RefSeq and is a predicted model, not a curated record. The coding region runs from base 1 to 4275 and encodes 1424 amino acids. The transcript is spliced from 2 exons. Gene Ontology annotation, molecular function: guanyl-nucleotide exchange factor activity. NCBI's taxonomy places the organism in Eukaryota, Fungi, Ascomycota, Eurotiomycetes, Eurotiales, Aspergillaceae. Gene Ontology annotation, biological process: regulation of ARF protein signal transduction.
AUGCAUUGGAAAGGCCUGCGACUCGUGGCGGAUGGGAGUGCCUCGCGUCGAAGCACCAUUGAAGCUCCGCCGCAGGUGCGGCGCAGCGAACAUCUGCCCCGACCCCCAGCCCCCGCCGACAGCCCCCGUUACUCUGAAUCAACCUCUCGGACGUCUACCAAUAUUCCGACGGGGCUCGACGAUGUCGCGGCCGCGGGACAAGACGCCGACCAUAGACUGCAGGUUCCAAUGGAAGGAGGCGCGCAUCGAGAUGUUGAGCCUGCGCCGGUCGAUUUUAUGGGGAGUCCCUCCAACGGGGAUACCCCUAGCUUGCGGAGAAAUCGAUUCAGUUUCAUGAGAUUGCGUCACGCCUCCGACCCCCAGCUGUCCAAGUCAUACGCAAAGGCCGAGGGAACGCCUCCAGUGCCGUCGCUGCCCCCUCCCACGAUCAUCACCACUGCGCCCACGAGUCACGAUCUGGAACCACCCGCGAAACCCAGACACAAACUGCGUCUGCUGCCCUUGUCCCGAAAACACUCAAUGGAGGAAUUACCCCGAAGCUCGAGGGAAAGCCAGCGGAAACCGGCACGGCAACAACAUCCAUCCAUCGACUCCCAGAUCGCUGACUCGACCCUUUCAACCAUCCAUUCCCCGGGCGCAGAAGAACCAGGCAGACUGUCAACAACCUCCAUUCGAAGUGCCGGCCGAGAUCUUCCCUUCAAUGAAUCUCAGCGAUCAUCGGUUUCGGUGCCUGAUCCACGCUUCUCAGAAUCGUCUCGGUCCGAUCAAAGUCAUGGAGACCAGACGUUCUGCACAAACUCACCGCGAGACGUACAAUCAUCUGCAGGGGCGACGGGGAAAAGAUUCCGCAUGCCUCGACUGAAGCGACACCGCAGCCCUCUCUUUCCAUUGCCCCCUAAGGUCCCCUCACCCACAAAUCGAGCGUUGCCGGCCGACGACGCAAAUAAUCAUGGUUCCGACCAAGACCAGAUUUCCCCACUUCCGUCUCCAACACGGUCCUCCGUCGGCCUGGCAGUGGCGGGUGCACCUCCACUCUUACGCAACAAUUCCACCAACUCUGCUCGCUCAAUUCGUUCAAACCCUUCGCUAACAGGUCGCGGAAGAUCAUCCACGAUGGGUUCCCUCGCGGAGCAUGUGGUGGAUGAUCUUUCCGCCGCACCCUGGUUGGCCUCCUCCGGCCGCACUUCGACCUCAACAAGUGGGCGCAAGAGCUUCGGCGAUAUCUUCAAUUUCUCUCAACGAUUGCGACAGAAUUCGGAACCACCCAUUCCCCGACAUGGGUCUCCCGGGAUUGGGGGAACGGCCACUCCGUUAAAACCUGAAUUACCCCCAGUUCCGGCUCGCGAAGAGGGCGAGACCCCGGCGGCAUACUUGACUAAACUGGAGGAGACCUUGCCCCGGGGUAUGAUUGGAGGCAUUCUGGCACAGUCAGACGACGAGUUCUACAAAGUGGCGCUACGCAAGUAUAUGCGGUCCUUCUCCUACUUCGGGGAUCCUAUCGAUAUGGCCAUUCGCAAACUUCUGAUGGAAGUGGAGCUACCUAAGGAAACCCAGCAAAUCGAUCGCUUCCUGCAAGCCUUCGCCGAUCGUUAUCACGAAUGCAACCCUGGCAUUUUUGCCUCGACAGAUCAGGCUUACUUUAUCGCAUUCUCAAUUCUCAUCCUGCACACAGACGUGUUCAAUAAGAACAACAAGCGAAAAAUGCAGAAGCUCGACUACGUGAAGAAUUGCCGCGGAGAAGGUAUCUCCGAGGACAUCUUGGAGUGUUUUUACGAGAACAUUGCCUAUACUCCUUUCAUUCAUGUCGAGGACGCCAACCUCCGCGAUCGUCAUCUCGCAAAGCCGCGGCGAACGCUAUUUCGAAGCACCAGCUCGGAGCAUCUGCCGCUGGUGACAAGAGAGCCUGUGGAUCCUUAUACUCUGAUCUUGGACAACAAGCUUUCCACCCUCAGACCGAGCUUAAAAGAAGUUAUGGACCUUGAGGAUACCUACAGCCAUAUCGGCUCCGAGGGUCGGCCAAACAUGGAUGACCUUCAUCUAGCUUUCGCCAAGUCAGGCAUCCUCCAAAUUAUCUCCCAGCGUUCACGACCGGAUGCGUUCAUGCAAGCUAGUUUGGAUAAUCCUGCAGUGUCACAUCCAGGUCUGGUAGACAUCAAGGUGGCCAAGGUCGGCUUACUCUGGCGCAAGGACCCCAAAAAGAAACGGGCACGAUCCCCGUGGGCCGAAUGGGGCGCGGUCCUCACAUUCUCACAACUGUACUUCUUCCGCAACGUGACUUGGGUACGGAAUCUGAUGACGCAACACGAGGCUUAUGAAAAGAAGGGACGACGAGGGACGCUUAUCUUUAGGCCACCUUUGGCGGAGUUCAAACCCGAUGGCAUCAUGUCCACAAACGACGCAGUGGCCCUGCUGGACAGCAACUACAAAAAGCACAAGCAUGCAUUCUCAUUCGUCCGGCACAAUUCGGUCGAAGAGGUGUUCCUAGCCGAUUCAGAGUCCGAUAUGAAUGACUGGAUUCACAAGCUUAAUUAUGCAGCCGCUUUCCGAACAACUGGUGUUCGGACGAAGGGGAUGAUUGCGACCAAUUACGAGGGCCAGCGUUACCGCCGCAGCCAGCGUAUUGGCUCCAUCUCCUCGUCAACUUCACAUCAGUCCCGUGAUCAAGAACCAACUUCUCCCAGCAUCGAUAGCGACGUCGUUGCUGAAUUCGUGGCAGGCCGUCGGCAGCUAAUGAGCCAAAAGAUUCAUGAUACCAAUGAAAAGCUCUUUGCUAACCAACGGCAUUUAGAUGAGCUUUUGCGUAAUGCCCGCCAUUUGCAAAUCCUCACUCCAGUGACCCCCCGGGCCCGAGAAAGCGUGAUCAUGGCGGCGGCGCGUAUGGCGGCCAAGCUUCGGUGGGUCCGACAAGACCUCUCGCGCAAUAAAUGCUACCGCGAAAUUCUUCUCCGAGAUCUUGGAGAAGAGGAGACCGAUGCGGCAACCCGGAAUGGUUCUAUAGCUGGGCAGACCACGUCUACGCAUACGAGUCCCCCUCGUUUGCCCUCCGUAUCUGGACCAUCCAUCCAAUCUGAGCCUAGUUUGCAACUUACCUCUGACGUCGACCGUGGUGAAUCAUCGCAUGACAUCUCUCCAGAAUCCACUGCGACUGUCCCAGCGGAGAAGCCGCGCAUCGAUGUGGGCUUCUUGAGUCAGCCUACAACAGAAGACCUGCGCCGUCCGAGCAUACCGACGUCGGUCACUUCCUCUGAUCUUGGCCGCAUUGGUCGGUCGCUUUCAGUCGCCCGUGCCUCUGCUAGCAGGUCGGAGAGCGCACCUCGUCUUGAGCGUGAAGUCUCCACCGUGAGCCGGGGAAGCAAAUUCGACGCUGCUAGUCUGGGGUCCCGUGCAUCAAAAAUAACAUCCCCGGUCAGCUUUGACGACGGAGAAGAGCGUCUACUCAUGGACAGUGGCCUGCUGGAUCAUGAUUCGCCGUCGAAAACUCGAAAAACAUCGGGUCCGGUACCGGAAAAGGAAAGUGAGGAUCGACAGGAUGAGUCGUCCGAGGUGUCUCAUAGUGAUCACCGGUCUAGUCGGGUCCGACGCAGCCUUCACCGAACACUGCGCGAGUCCCACAGUGUUCAUCGUCACCAAUCGCGCCACAAGAAAAAUAGCGACUCUGUCUCGAGCGUUGGGCCCCUUGAGGAUGAUGGCAGUGAGAGCAACAUUCUUGCCCGAAAGACACCCAGUUUCACCGUCCAUGGUAAAAAGGCCUCGGUUGUUACCUUUGGCUCCGAGUGGCAGAACAUGUCGCCUGAGGAGCGUCUCAAGCUUCGCAAACCCACUCCUCAUGAGGAGCAUCGCGGUUCAGAUCCGAUCAUUGUUGGCAGCGGCGAGUCCAUAAUGUCGGAGGGGCUCGCUGCUGAUCGUCGGCAAUCCGUCAUGAGUGCUAGCACAAUGACGGGUCUGAGCAUACGCAACGACGAUGACGACGACAACGAUACGAUCGAUCAUUUUAAGGAUGCUCAAGAAGUUUUGCCGUCCGGCACUCUCACGCGAUCCAAAUCGCAGUCAACUCUGCAAGAGCGAGUAACCGACGUCACACCUGAUCACGGCAUGUCGGUGGACGACAAGAGAACCACAACCGCUCCCUCUGGUGCCAGCUCCGGUCUCUUCGUCUAUGGGGGUAACCUCAAUUCGACGGGAGAAGUUGGUUCUCCGUCAUCGAGCUCUCUGGGAGAGCGCGGGGUCAAUACUCCGUCUUCCGAAAAUCUUCGCCCGCAGGAGGUGGGCGCAUGA